AGGUGGGCCUGCCUACCUGAACGAAUAGCUUUAGUUUCAACAACACGGGCGGUGGGACACGCUUGAUGUUUACGCUGCAGCAGCUGGUUGGAUCCGAGCGGGGCGGACAUUGCUGUGGCUGACAUAGCUCCGCACAGAGGAGGAAGCCGCUACCUGCGUCCACGCGACCGUGGCCGCCACGUCUCACAUGUGCACAAUUUGAUGAAGGUAACUGCAUAGCAACGACAGAACACGAUGGACAACAGUGAAGUUCGCAAUGGCCUAGAACGACCGCUCGACCCGUCCUACACGAACGGUAUGAGCAUGAGCAGCUUGUACGGCGUCGCCGGGUACAACAGCGGCGCCCCCUACAACGGCAGCAGCGGCGCGUACAUGAACAAGGCGGUCGAGGGCCAGCCGCCUGGCCGCAUGGAGCCGCCGGUCAGCAACAUGAGCUACGCGGUGAUGGACUACAACCGCCACUACCUGCCGCGCACCGCCGAGCACUCCGACUUCAACUCCUUCCGCAACUACAUCAUGAGCCGCAUCGAGCAGCCGGACUUCUCGCCGGAGCGCGGCGGCGGCAAGCGCGCCGACAGCAACGGCGACAAGCAGCUUGCCUCGCCGCCCUUCAGCUCCGCGUACGGCUACGCCGGUGCCAAGGACUCCACCGGCAGCGGCGGCGGGUACCGAGGCGUCCCUCCGGGUCUCGCCGACCAGCUGCCCGGCUACGGCCACGGACCGAAGGCGACCGAUUACGUCGGCAAUGGUCACGUCGUCGGUGGGCCGCCGCACGGCUACCUGACCGAGUACGGCGGUCUGUACGCGAUGCCCCCUGGUGAGCACGGCGGUGGCGGGCGGGCGGCAGGAGGCGCGGGGAAGCCCGGCCGCUACGGCCCGCCGAUAGCGUACCAGCUGGAUGUGACGAAGGGGUUGCCGCCGCUGCUGUCGCCGCAGCAGCGGACGCCGCCGCCACCGCCGCAAACCGCGCGCAAUCCAGCGUUGCUGGCCUGCUUUGCCAGCGGCUCCGACUUGCAGGCGAGCCUCAACUGCAGCAGUGGGGGCAACAGCAGCAGCAGCAGCAGCACGAGCAGCGUGUCGCCGAGCAUGUCGCUGCCGCCACAGCCCUCCCCCGUGCCCCCGUACCACACCCCGCAGCCGCCCUCCCCCGCCGGCACCCUUUCCGAGACGACACCACACAAGCAGCGUCCCGACGCGGAGGAGGAGCCCGGCGACGCGAAGGAGAAGGGCGCAGUCUCCGACGAGAAGGCUGCGGUGAAGGAGGACCCCGGCGACGACGAGGAGGAAGCGAUGGAUACGGGCGACGCUCUUCCUGACGACAUCUCGGCGCACAGCCCCGUCGCGGGGGAGGCCGCCGACAACCAGUCGGACACGGAGAUCGAGGGCAGCAUGAAGGAAGAUGAUGGCGGGAAGGAGGACAACGAGGACAUCGCCGACCCGAAGCCGGAGAAGCCCGACGGCGUGGAGGAGGAGACGGAGGAGGAGGAGAAGGAGGCGGCGGCGGCGACGACGACGAAGGAGGAGGGUGCCGCCGUGGAGGAGAGUCUGGACCCGGAGAAGCAGUUUGCUCUGGCCUUCGAGCAGGCGAAGGCGGCGAGCAUGCGCGCGCAGGCGGAGCUGACGAAGCGCAACCUGGAGCAGGCGGCGGCCGAGUUUGACGCGCACGAGGAGUUCAUGCCGAGCAUGGUCGAGGAGCGGCCCGACGCCGUCUACCGCUGCACGCUCUGCAGCUACUCGGGCACAUCGCGCUUCCACUUCAACUCGCACAUGAACACGCACUUCGACCACAAGUGCUCGCUGUGCGAGUACACGGCGCGCACGGAGGCGCGCCUCAAGAAGCACAUUCGCGAGCUGCACGGCGACGCGUCGGCGGCGGGCGAUGGCGGCAGCGGCGGCGCGCAGGCGCUGCGCGUGGCGCGCGUGAGCCAGAUGCCGCCGAAGCAGAAGGUGUACCGCUGCAAGCAGUGCGAGUUUACGGCGACGAACAAGAACGAGUUCUGGGAUCACUCGCGGCUCCACAUCAAAGUCGACAAGAUGCUGUCGUGCCCCAAGUGCAACUUCGUCACCGAGUACAAGCACCACCUCGAGUACCACCUGCGCAACCACUUCGGCUCGAAGCCGUUCAAGUGCAGCAAGUGCAACUACUCGUGCGUGAACAAGUCGAUGCUGAACAGCCACAUGAAGUCGCACUCGAACUUCUACCAGUACCGCUGCCAGGACUGCACGUACGCGACCAAGUACUGCCACAGCCUGAAGCUGCACCUUCGUAAGUACGGCCACAAGCCGGCGACCGUGCUCAGCGGCGGCGACAUGUUCGUGCUGCAGCAUCCCGAGCUGCUGCUCGGCCGGCGUGGCGCGCGCGGACCCAAGAAGAAGAUGUUCGGCCUGCCCGAGUUGCCGCCGGCGAUGAUGAACGGCGGCAUGCGGCACCCACCGUUUGGCUUCCCGAUUCCGCCGGGCUUCAACGGCCUGCCGCCGUCAAUGAUGGGCAGCCUGCUGAUGCAGCAGCAGCACAAGCCGUCGGCGGCGGCGCUGCGGGCCGGCGCGGUGGACGCGUCGCGCGGCGCCGGCGGCGAGCCGUGCCUCAGCUGCAACCUGUGCGACUUCCGCUCGAAGUACGCCGACCAGCUGAGCCGGCACAUGAUGCUGCACGCCGCCGCCGACAACCAGGACCUCUGCAAGCUCUACGGCAUCUCGACGGAGACGCUGAUGGCCGACGGCCGCCAGGUGUCGCCGGCCGUGCUGCGCGAGGGCCAGCUGUCGCCGGGCGAGGUGCGCCGCUGGGCGCAGGAGGCCGAGCGCAGUCAGCCGAGGAGCAAGACGCCGCCGAAGCUUUGUUCGGCGGCCGCUGUCGCCGCGGCGCUCUACAAGAACGUUGAGGGCGUCGACAAGGCGAAGGUGCUCGACCUGAGCCGCAACCACGACGUCAGUGCGAUGAAGGACGCACUCGACCAGAUCGGCGCCGUCAAGAUCAAGCAGGAGCCGGACGCCGGCGGCCGGGACGCCCCGCCGCCGCCGCCGCCAGAAUCGAGUCUUCCGGAGCCAGUGGCGGCGCCCUCCUCUGCCGCGUCGCCGUCGCGAAGCCGCCGCAAGGGCAAGGCCUACAAGCUUGACCGCAUCUGCAUGAAGCUGCAGAAGCAGUUCUCACCUGGCGGCGGCGGCAGCGGCGGCGGCGCCGAGUCGAACGACGGCUACAGCUCGGACUCGUGCGGCGCCCCCGCGGCCGGCGUCACCUAUGCACUCGAUUGCGACGCAGCGGCGGCAGCGGCCGACGACAAGGUCGAUCGAGAGCCGAGCGAGCAUGUGCACAGGGUCGCCGACGCUGACUGCGUCGCAAAGCCUCCGCCGCCACCGCCGCUCGGCCGCGCGAGCAUCAGCGCGAGUCCGGAGUACGAGGAGCAGUGCCAUCGCGGCUUUGCCGAGCAGCAGGCGCUCUACCACAGCCACCAGCUGUUCGGCGGCGGCGCGGCAAGGCGGCCGGAGCUGGGCAAGGCGUCGAUUGGCGCGCUCGUGCUGCGGCAGAUGGGCGGCGCCCGGCUCGCCGACGCGUGCGAGGCAUACGAGUGCAACUAUUGUGAAAUCUCCUUCAAGAACUGCGUGAUGUACACGAUGCACAUGGGCUACCACGGCUACCGCGACCCGUUCAAGUGCAACAUGUGCGGCCACCAGGCCGAAGACAAGAUCUCAUUCUUCUUGCACAUCGCCAGGGUGGCGCACAUGUAGAGCACCGCCCCCGCGUGCCGCGCGGCGUGCCCCGGUCACGUCCACGUACCGCGUAGUGCGUGUCCCCGUACUCGAUGCCGCAUCCUACCUUUGACUCAUGCCAAUCCAUCAACUACCGGACCUCUACUGUUGCAAUAACUGUCCGAUCGACAGGACGUGGCUGGCUUGCUCGCUGGCAGACACAUUCGGUGUGCUAUCAUGCAUAGGUCUCGUGCAAGGUAUUCAGGUUUAAAAACUUCUGAGGAAAAUUCAUAAUCCGUAAUGCGGUCUCGGUUGGAGAUGGUACACGGACAGUUCUUUCCAUAGACGAAUUAAGAGAUAGUAACCAGUAUAACUACAUGCCUUAGACGGAAAAAUGAAUGUAGUAUUUAGUGUGUCCUUCCCCAUGGCCUUUUGUAGCUAGCUAAAUUCCAUAAGUAUUAUGGGUAGUAAGUGAAAAUGUUACUAUCAUGCAUGUACCAAAGAUAUAACACUCUGGGAAGAUGGCUUUCUAGGACGUGAAGAUGUCAGCAUGUUCUUGCCGUAACAAGAGGCAACCCUGAAGGUGGUGCCACGAUGAUUCUUCUGAGGUGGCAAAUGCUUGGCGUUAGUCUGGAGAAAUACGAGGCGCGCACAAUCUAUCUAUACGUGUAUUCUUGAAUGUUGACUGUACUUAUGGUCGGUUAUUUAUUAAUGGUAACUAUUGAGGCUUAUGCUGGGAUGCGUUCUCAGUAGAGUUAUUCCUGUAUCAGUAGAUACUCGUCGUUUUCCGUAAUACGCUGUGGAUCCUUAUAUAUGCGUAUUGUGAACGUUGAAUUCAGGAAAGAGUAACAUGCAAUACUGGCUAAAUCUAAACUCGCCAAAGAACUUCUGCCACUAUUUAUAGUGAUAGGAGAUAAAUAUGUUAUGGUAUAACGCAAUGGCAGGACGUAUUCUGUGAAACAGAUGCCUAGCUGGUGGUUUGCUGUGAAUAGAGGGUCCCAUAAUCCAAACCCGUUUGGCCAGCGUUGCAUGCAAGUAGUCUUCCUGUGGCCUGUGUUCCUGAUGACAUUUAUAUGUUCACUGUUCGAUGUUUGUAAGGUUCGGAGGUUUUCUUUUUUUUUCUUUGUAAAUAAUUUAUAUUUAUGUCGAAACUGUAUAAAUAUAGUCAGGGAUGCAGUGAUAUUGACUCGUGGUGUCCAGAAGAGAUAUUGCUCAAACUUUGUUAUUUCAAACUUUAUCUGAACUCAGGGGUGUUUGGGAAGGUUUUCUCUGGAUACUACGUGCUCAAGUGGGGGCGUCUGUCGUGUGUGUGUGGUCUCGCCACCGCUUGCCUAAGGCCUGCAGCUGCAUUGCGAGACGAACUUAGAGCUGGUCAGCGCUGUGUAUUUUUUCUGUUGGGAGACGUCCGUGGUUGGCGCUUCGUCCAGGGGGCGCCUGCAGAGCUAGCGUGUGCCUCGGCGACGCCGGGCAACCUCGCUCGUUGCAAUGCGGUGUCGCGCGUGAUCUCAUGACGGUUGGCUGAGUGUGUACACUAAGGAUCAACCCUCUUUUCAAUUUGACAUCUUCCAGAAUUCCAAAACUUUGUUUUUGUUGUGUUUUGUAUGGUCAGGAGAUCGCGACCUUUUUGAGGCUGGUCGCUGUAUACGUUAAUGUGUGGAAUGAGUGUCGUGUAGUCGGGACUGCUAUUGCACUCAUUCAUAUCAUUGUUUCACAGUGAGUUUUAUGGACCAGCAAAGGAACGAAAUGUUAUGACUUUAUCAUAGGUUUUUCAUUAUAUUUGAUUACUAGUUAUCAGUGAGGAGUUGAAUAUUAUUUUACUACUGUUGUAUCUGUCGUUAUGGAAGGUAAUGCAGGGGCGAGGGAGAUGUGUCCAUGACAUUGUGUUUGUGCUACAUAUUAUACUCAGUGUCAUAAUACUAUGCCUUAGGUCAGUCAUCAGGGUUCAGAGUUUCUGCUGGCUAUUUUGUAAUAAUAGACUCAGUGGCACCGCCCUCGUGGCCGACGGAGCAGUUUAUUUUCAGAAGUUUAUAUUUUUUCCAGGAGGGGAGCUUCUCGGCCACGAGGUGGCGCAUGUGAUGAGUCUGUACUGGUGUUGUUGAUGAUCAAAAUAGUGGUGAUACGCUGUCAAAUCACAGUUUGAAGUUAAUUUGCUCAAGACGUGGUGUCUGUGAUUGCAGCCAGUGGUAUAAGGAGAUACACAGUACAGACAUGUCAGCACUUGGGUACGUGCAUGUAUAAAUACACACAAACACACACAUAAAAAAAAUAUGUAGGUAUGCAUGUAUAUAUAUCAUAGAUUUUUAUAUAUAUAUAUAUAUAUAUAUACGUAUGUAUGUACUCCUGUAUGUGUAUAUGUGUUACACAGUGCAACUUGCACUUGUAUUAUAUUGGCUGCAGCGAAUAAGUAGCAGGUCUCCCUCUUGCUGUCCGCUUUACUGCAGAUCCCAGGUUCAGAAAAAUUACUGUCUCUGUGGUUUCACUUUUGCGGGCCACUCAUCCUACCGUUUGGACUGGCACAUAAACAAUGUGCAUAUAAUCUAGUUAUAUUGUGAUGUUUCCUCACCUGCCCUGGGAGACACUGUAACAACCUCCGAAUUGUUGAAAGAUCACCUAGUGGUGGACAUACCUCUACCGUAGGCGCCCACGAGACCACCUUACGUCGGUGCUGGUGCCCAUAACGUUGUUACGGCGUGUUGCGGUAAUCUUUCUAACAGAAUUGGGAAUUUUCGUCGCAUUUGUUCUCGGUAUCACAGGUAUAGUUCCGUUAAAUGCAAUACGUAGCAUCAGUGGGCAAACUUCACUUUUUUCACGUGCACCUGUAGGCGUUGACGUACAACCUACAGCGAUUUCCUCUGGUUUCUGCGGGAGAGCCGUUUGCGAGCCGACAGACGUGUUACAUUCACACUGCAGCCCUUACUAAAACUAUACCGAAUAUUACCUCAGUAAGAAACACACUGUAUGUCUACAUUGUCUAUAUUUCCUUUGCAUAUUCUAUCAAUACGGGUUUAAAUGUUUUAUGAAAUACUAUAUGUUUAUAUUGUGAUUGCAAAAGCCGUCAGAUGGGAGACGUGCCUCUUCUAGAGCGUAAGGAGACCUUAUCUCACGAAGUGCAGAUACGAGCCGCUCUCUCUCUCUCUCUCUCUCUCUCUCUCUCUCUCUCUCUCCUCUCUUCUCUCUUCUCUCUUCUCUCUUCUCUCUUCUCUCUCCCCCUGUCUAUCUCUCUCUCUCUUUCUUUAUCGAUGUGUAUGCGUGUCACCCCAGAUACUCUCUAUCUCUCUUUAACUCUCUGCCUUUCCCUUCCCCCCUCUCUUUCUCUCUCUCUCUGUCUCUCUCACACAAUUUCUCUCGGAGUACACGGAAGGGAAGCGUGCGUACUCUAUGCGUCCGUGCGGGAGGAGAGAGGGAAAGAUAGAGAGAGAGAGAGAGAGAGAGAGAGAGAGAGAGAGAGAGAGAGAGAGAGAGAGACAUGGUUCGCGCAGUCGGCUUGUGUCGGCUCGGUCUCCCACUGGCGAUCUUCGCAGCGUGUAUCAUAGCUUGUCAUGUUAUUAUCGUCAUAAACAGUAUUGUAAACAGUUGCGUGGCAGGGAUGGAGAUAAAGCUCACGUAAAGCGCGGGAACGUAUAGUUGUCGUAUCUAAACACUACGUACAUAACGUAUUAGUAGCCGUAGCUUGCAUAUAAUCCUAGCAUCGUGUAUACUGAAGAUAGAGAGUAGCGUCGUAGAUAUGUUUAUAGUUUGCUACAUGUGUCAUGCCAACCAACCAGCUAUAUGAGCCGCAAUCAAAGUGAUUCAAAUCAAAAUGAUGAGGACGUCGGCAGUGAUACUGUCCGAUUAAUUGAUUGCUGAUGUAUCAGGAUCCAUGAUUAAUUUAUUUUCAUUUUGCUUGCUAAUUUGUUUAGCCUAUUUAUUUUACCAAAUCAGGAGUUAAGAAUUGUGACUGUGUUACUGUGAUGAAUCAGUGAAGGAGAGAGAGAUAAAUAUAGCAGGAAUUGCUGUCAGUUUCUCUGUAGUAAAUUUGAUUUUUGGGUGAUACCAUUUGACCUCUGUGUUCCUUAAAAGUAAUAUUUUAUUAAUGGAAGUAGGAAAACGACCUGGUUGGAUAUAUUUACUCUAAUCUUUCAGAACGUUUUGGAAAGCGAGAUCACAUAGUACGCAAGAUUUCAAAAUUUUACAACGACGCGUAGAGGUAAUCACUUUUUUUUUAACUUUUUAAUCAGCGAACUGACGAAACGUUAACCACCGAAUACAUCCAGCUGGAAAGGUCGUUGGUUUGCAGUCGCGAUGUCAUCUCAUGCCUGCCUUUAAGUAGGGAUGUCACAUUGUACAUGUCUUCGGGUAGAGCCACAUGGCUCAAAUAAGACGCAUAAAACCAUAGAAAUAAUAUCAGGAGUUAAUAAUGACAAAUUAGGACAGUCAUUAUUAACUCCUGAUAAUAUAGAUAGAUCUAUCUAUAUAUAGAAAUAUAGAUAUAUAUAUAGAUCUAUAUUAUUUCUAUGCAUAAAACGAACCUAUUCUAUACGCCACACAGAGGGAGUGACGCCGCGCUGUUUAUAUUGAGAACGCGUUAGUUCACAUGACUGGAAAUCAUUUUGUCUUUAAUAAUAAUGCAUCCUGAUGAGUAAUCUUGCCUGGAGACUUCAUGGACAUCGUCAUCGCGGCCUAUGUUUCCCAACAUCGUGCCACGUGAUCAUCUAGUCAUGCAAGACUGCAGUAUUAAAAUCUAAAAUUACCAAAGAGGUAGGGAAAAUUCGAUAUACGAAAUUUGUCGUUAUACAGUAUAGUUUAGCUGUCUUUAGGUAAAUUGUUUGUGCCUGUUCCUCAUCAGCUGUUUGUUAUAGUGCAAGUCUUGCAAAGGGUCGUUGUGUACUAGUACAGUAGUUCCUGGCUUGUUCUGUACAUCCAGCAUUGCUCCAUGCUCUACAGUACGUUGCCACUGUACAGCCGUGUUGUGAUGUGGAAUAAAAUAGCAUUCAAUCGAUA
Messenger RNA from Priapulus caudatus, 8664 nucleotides. RefSeq lists its product as uncharacterized. Gene Ontology annotation, molecular function: RNA polymerase II cis-regulatory region sequence-specific DNA binding; DNA-binding transcription factor activity. Lineage: Eukaryota; Metazoa; Priapulida; Priapulimorpha; Priapulimorphida; Priapulidae. The record is from RefSeq and is a predicted model, not a curated record. Bases 235 to 3723 code for a protein of 1162 amino acids. Gene Ontology annotation, biological process: regulation of transcription by RNA polymerase II. The transcript has 3 exons.